CUCAAACCAUGAAGAACCUGGUGGCCCUGCUACUGCUGAGCCUGCUUUCUCUGCAUGGCACUCCAUCACAGGCUGACGACAUCAACUCAGAUGCAGAAAACUUACCUGUAUUUUGUACCAGAUAUAAGUGUCCCAGAUUUCAGCUGGUGAAAAAAUAUGAGAAAUUUGAACAUAGAAUUUAUAAUGCAACAAACUGGGUCACCACAUCUCUAAAGCUGGACUUCUUUGGCAUUGGACUAGCAAAAAGCUUCAAACGCCUGCUAAACUAUAUCAAUAAACAAAAUUCUGAAGACCUAGUCAUAAAUAUGACUGUCCCAGUACGUAUAAAGGUUCCACAGAGUGAUAUUUCAUCUACAAAUGCUACCAUAUCGUUAUUUCUGCCACCAGCUGUGGUGACUCCUCCUGCUCCCCUGAACCCUGCUGUUUAUUUGGAAAAACUCCCCGAAAUAUCAGUAUAUGUCAGGUCAUUUGGUGGCUAUGCUCUGAAUUCUGACUAUGAAAAGCAAGCUAAAAUACUUGCUAAGGAACUGGAAGCCCUGGAAUUGCCUUUUGAAAACUCAUACGGGACGGCUGCAGGCUACAGUGAUCCCUUAACCUUUUUCAAUCGUCACAAUGAAGUUUGGUACAUAGCGCUGUAAAUGAGGAGAAACAUUCAGUCAUUCAUAGAAAUAAGGUUGAUCAUGUAUCAGUGUACAAUGUAAGAAAAACAUCCCAAAUACUAUGUAUUCAGAUUGUGACUAUUGGUGGACAUUUAUCCCAGAAUGUAAUGUAUUGACAAAUACUACAAAUCACAAAAAUAUUUGGUCUCGAUCACAAUCAGUGCUACUCUAUCCUUACACUUUCCUGGCAAGUUGCUCCUGCAAGUGCUAAACUUAAAAAAAUCCAUUUUUGGCUAUUGCCAACUUGUUACACCCCAACAUAUUUCAAUGAAUGCCUUGACUGUCUUCUUAAAACAACAUAAUAGGAAGAUAAUGGGAGGUUACCAUUAGCCUGAGAUAAUGGCAAGUUAAUCACUUAAUCACUGGCAGUAAUAUCAUCAAAGAAGAUAGAGACAAUUAUGCUAGAGGAAGCUAAUUAUACAUUCACCUCCUUAUAUUUCCAAGGAAAUAUUAAAAAAUCAAAAUACGAUGUCUCUUCCAAAUUUUUUUAAUUAUAUUGUUCACUGUGCUUUUUUUUUUUAAAAGUCCUUAGCAACAUAUUGUCAUUGAAACAAAAACAGUGGCAGAAGCAAUAUACUUCCCUGCACAAAAUAAAGUUGAGUGCAUGAACAGUACAGUAAUUGGAGUAGGCAGCAAGAUGGCACUGGCACUCACUUAAUUACAGUACCCUGGGCCAGUGAUGCUUUUGAAGGGUGUGGUUCACUUUUAAGAUAACUCUUAGUAUGUUAUAGAAUGGCCAAUUCUAAGCAACUUUUGAAUUGGUCUUCAUUAUUAAUUUUUUGUUAGUUUUUUUUUUUAUUUGCCUUCUUCUUUUAACUGUUUCCAGCUUUCAAAUGGAGGUCACUGACCCCAUCUAAAAGACAAAUGCUCUGUAAAGCUACACACUGCUAUCCACACUCUCCUAUUCAUAUUCCAGUCUUUUAUUUAAAUCAAUGAAUUGUUGCUAGGGUAAUUUGGACCUUAACAACCAAAUUUCUGAAAUUGCAAACUGGAGAGCUGCUGAACAAAAAGCUAAAUAACUCAAAAACCACAAAUUAAAAAUGAAAACCAAUUGCAAAUUGUAUCAAGAUAUCUCUCUCUAUGUCAUAAUAAAAAGUUAACUUAAAGGUGAACAACCCCUUUAAAGCAGAGGCGUGCCAGCUUGGUGUAGGUGGGUAAUGAUUAUAGUCACUAGGUGGUGCAUAACAAAUUGAAACCCUGGAUUUUGGGUUUAGUUCUCCUAUAAUAACACUGGUGUCAAGUACAGGUAUAGGAUCCAUUAUCUGGAAACCUGUUAUCCAGAAAGCUCCGAAUUAUGGAAAGGCCAUCUCCCAUAUACUCCAUUUUAUCCAAAUAAUGCAAAUUUAGUAUUUCCUUUUUCCCUGUAAUAAUAAAACAGUAGCUUGUACUUGAUCCAAACUAAGGUAUGAAGAUCCCAAUUACGGAAUGAUCCAUUAUCCGGAAAAUCCCAGGUCCCGAGCAUUCUGCAUAACAGGUCCCAUACCUGCAUCUUUAAAAAAAAAAA
Xenopus laevis (African clawed frog) is the source of this 2163-nucleotide messenger RNA. RefSeq lists its product as uncharacterized. Gene Ontology annotation, molecular function: heme binding. Gene Ontology annotation, cellular component: cytoplasm. NCBI's taxonomy places the organism in Eukaryota, Metazoa, Chordata, Amphibia, Anura, Pipidae. The record is from RefSeq and is marked predicted.